CCCACUCCCUCCCUUCUUUCCCCCGUCCCUCCCUCUCCCUCCAAAGCCCAAAGCCAGAAACCAUGAAAUUUGUUAGCCUUCGGGCGGCCUUCUUCGGCUCUUCGAAGAAGAAAUCUCGCUCGGUCUCCCGAUCCGAGGCCUCCUCCUUCGGAUCCAACGCAACCUCCUCCUCCGAAGACUCCCAUUACACCCCAAAAACCGUCCUCCCCCCGUCCCCCGGCCGCCGCCUCGCCGCGGCGCCCUCGAAAUCGGUGUCGAUCGGCGGCGGCGGUGCCGACGAGUGGCUGUCCUCGUCGUCGACGGACUAUUCUUCGGCGGAGAAGGAGGGGGACGGGAGGAUCACGAGGCGGGAGCUGGAGGUGGUGCUGCGGCGGCUGGGUCCGGACCCACCGACGGAGGAGGAGGUGGUGGCGAUGCUCGCCGAGGCCGACCGCGCCGGCGACGGGAGCAUCCGGCUGGAGGAGAUCGUGGCGCUGGGGUCGGCCUUCGGACCCCCCGUCGUGCCGGAGCUCCGCGAGACGUUCGCCGUCUUUGACGGCGACGGUGACGGCAUGAUCUCCGCCGAGGAGCUCCUCGCCAUGUUCGUCACCCUCGGGGACAAGCGGUGUACCCUGGAGGAUUGCCGUCGUAUGAUCGGUGUGGUCGAUUCGGACGGUGAUGGCUUCGUCUGCUUUGAGGAUUUCGUUCGCAUGAUGGACGGCCAGAGAUAGAUUAUCGCACUGAUCUGGAUCCGAUCUGACUAAAGUGGACGGUGGUGAUGAAUGGUUUCUUUUUUCUCCUUUUUCUUUUUUGCCCUUUUUCUUCACCCAUGUAAUUAGAAAAAGAAAAGGAUGGAUCCAAUCACUCGUUAUCAUCCGUCCAGGUUUGAUGUAUCCAUGUAUUGAUCAAAAUCCAUCUAAUGAUCCCAACCCCUUGCGUCAAUAUUCGUAUAUUGUGAUGGACGGUUGAGAUUUCUUUUAUUUUUUUUUUAAAUUUUCUGAAGAGCGGCUGGAUGGUUUAGUUAAACCCACGACUCCAACAAUGAGACCGAAUACAAUGUAAUGAGGUCAUUUUCAGUUACCAUCACACCGCUAUCAACUACCAGUGGGCUCAGUUUGGAGAAUUGUUUGGAAGAAUUCGUACACGCGAACGCCGAAUUGUAUGAAUAUUUCAAAUCAUAGAAAAGUAUAUGAAAAGUUUUAGGCAGGUUUGAUUUUUAGUAGAUGGAUGGUCAGGAUUAAAUUCGCAAGUCAUUUAUCCCUUCCUUUUUAUGGUGUUGUAUCAAUUUUUUUCUCCUAAAUUUGAAUCUAAAAGCUCUUUUGUAUGAUAAUAUCAAAAAAAAAAAAAAUUCUU
Elaeis guineensis (African oil palm) is the source of this 1332-nucleotide messenger RNA. RefSeq names its product probable calcium-binding protein CML36. The record is from RefSeq and is a predicted model, not a curated record. Gene Ontology annotation, molecular function: calcium ion binding. NCBI's taxonomy places the organism in Eukaryota, Viridiplantae, Streptophyta, Magnoliopsida, Arecales, Arecaceae.